GGCCGCCGGCGUCAGCAUCCGUCGGCGGGCGGCGGUGGCGGGCGGCGCUGGAGCCGGCGGGCAGCGAUGGCCGGGCAGAUGGCGGUGCUGGGUUCAGCUAUUCUGGCUCUCUUGUUAGCUGGCUAUCUAGCACAGCAAUAUUUACCGAUGCCUACACCGAAAGUAAUUGGGAUUGACCUUGGCACGACUUACUGCUCUGUUGGUGUCUUUCUUCCUGGAACAGGGGAGGUGAAGGUUAUUGCAGAUGAAAAUGGGCACAACAGCAUACCAAGUAUAGUCUCUUUCACAGACAGUGAGGUGUAUGUAGGAUAUGAUGGCCUAGAACUGGCUGAUUCAAAUCCUCAGAACACCAUAUAUGAUGCAAAAAGAUUCAUUGGGAAAAUCUUCACUUCAGAAGAACUGAAAAAUGAAAGUAGCAGGUAUCCCUUUAAGAUUUUCAACAACAAUGGAUCAGCUGAAUUUUCUGUGACAACUAAUGAAACCUUUCGCAUCACUCCAGAGCAUAUUGGCUCUCAGCUGCUACUGAAAUUGAAGAGAAUGGCAGAAGACUAUCUUGGCGUGCCCGUUUCGAAGGCAGUCAUCUCUGUGCCGGCAGAGUUUGAUGAAAGGCAACGGAAUUCUACCAUUAAGGCAGCUAACCUUGCAGGGCUAAAUGUUUUGAGAGUAAUCAGUGAACCCACAGCUGCAGCUAUGGCUUAUGGACUCCACAAAGCCGACGUGUUUAAUGUUCUGGUGGUGGAUUUGGGUGGAGGAACUUUGGAUGUGUCUCUGUUGAACAAGCAGGGAGGGAUGUUCCUCACACGAGCCAUGGCAGGUAACAACAAACUUGGAGGACAGGAUUUUAAUCAGAGGUUGAUGCUGUAUUUAUAUGAUCAGCUCCAUCAAAUGUAUGGUUCUCUGCCAACAAGAAAAGAAGAAACACAUCGUCUCAGACAGGCUGUGGAAGCAGUUAAAUUAAAUCUGACUGUUCACGAGGCAGCUACACUAAGGGUGUUGUUGACUAUGCCAGAAAGGAAGCUUAUAAAAGAACUUCCAGAAAGUGAGGUAAAAACAAACACUGUGCUAAAAGGCAAGCCUUCACAAAGAACAAAAGAGCUGAAAAAUCUUGGAGACACUUCAAAAGUAGAGAACAACUUUGUGAAAGUUGUGUUUGAAACAGAAAUCUCUAGGAAACUAUUUGAGAUGUUAAAUGAGGACCUUUUUGAGAAGAUUCUUGUGCCCAUUGAACAAGUGUUGAAGGAAGGCCACCUACGCAAAGCAGAAGUAGAUGAAAUUGUGUUAGUUGGAGGCUCCACCCGGAUUCCUCAAAUACGCAAAGUUAUUCGGGAUUUCUUUGGAAAGGAACCUAACACCUCGGUAGAUCCUGAUCUAGCAGUUGUAAUGGGUGUAGCUAUCCAAGCAGGAAUUGUUGGUGGGUCCUGGCCUCUUCAAGUCAGCGCUAUAGAAAUUCCUAAUAAGCAUUUACGGAAGACUAAUUUUAACUGAAAAGAAACUCUUCCCCAUUGCAUUCCAUCUCUUCGAAAGUGUACUCAGAUGGUGCAUACUUAUCUGACUGGCAGUGGACCCUAAUCUUAGCCGUAUUAUAUUAAUUUUUUAUCUGUUCCAGUUAGGUGUUACUGGACACCUAACUGUGUUAAAGUUAGAUGUUACUUUAAAGGUACGAGUGAUUUUUGAAGUUCUGAAAUGUCCUGUAUUUGCUUGUAGAUUGAAUAUUGGAUGAAAAUGCUAGUGAUGACACACCCACAUUUUCUUGCUAAAUUUUAUUAGCAAACCCUGAAGAGGUGUAUGUUUAAAAUACAAAGGGAGUGUGACCAAAGGUUAGUGAUAACAUGGUAUGGUACUGUAGGUAUUCCCAGGUCCAGUAUAUUUACUUUGAAAGAAUGUGAAGCAGCGUUAAUGCACAUAGCACUAGCAGUGCUGAGCUUAAAUUUAUUUAUUAAAUUGAGUCAUUUGAGCAUUUAAGCACCUUUCUAAAAGGCAUGUUGCAGCUUGAAUGAGACUUAUGCAUUCACUUGAUUCUUUGCUGUUCAUAACAGCAUAAUGGUAUUACUGAGGCAAUAUGGCAAACUGUCUCACGUUUCAGCUGAACCAUUUUAAGAAACGUAGCUCUUGCUAAUGUAGAGUUACUUAGUGUGUCUCCAAGGGCUUUACUUCCUGAUCUGGUUUUGAUGGUUAAUGUACAGGUGCUGCUGUCAUACCACUGAUGUUCUCCACGGAGAACAAGGGCAUAUUGCCAAAUAUUUAUACCUCCCCACGCCUUAUUUGAAAACUUCAGUAGUUUUCUGUAUCUUAAAGCUACACCUGGAUAUCUUCCCUUGAAUUUGACCAACACCAAUUUCAUUGUGCGUCUACAAGUGUGUGACAUCUGUCCCCUGGAGUACCCCAAGCCGUACUGUUCUUGGGGAGAAAGUGUGGGACAGAAGGGACUGCCUGGAUAAAGUCGAGUUACUGUUGUCCUAGUAAAUGAAAAUUCACCCAACUAUUUUGUACUUUUUAGCUCACAUCUCUGGUUUAAGUUUUAUCAUAUCCCAACUCUAAACUGAACAUAGGUCAGAGAUUGUAGCUGUUUUGGGAAGGAAGCAGUGUGUGUAACUCGGGAUUUGAGGUAGCACUUCUUGGGACUUUAUUUUAGGCAAAUAGUUUGCUACCCAGCUAUCUAGCAAAUGCAUGAGAAGGAAAAAAUUAAUGAUCUGAAAAAAAAAAAAUUGGUGUCAGUUCUGCUCUCUUUAGAGAGUUAAAUCAAUGCUUAAAGGCCAGUUGAGUUAUAUUGUCUGUGCAGGACUUUCUACAGUGAAAACACUUCAUUCAGCUAAGACUGGCUUCAACAUCCAUCAACCCAGUCUUAAUCAGGUAAGCUCUAGUAACAGGUGGUUGGUUCUAAGCAUUUUCUUGUAUUCUCCAGAAUAAUUUUGAUUGUAUUAAGCUUGCCAAGGUAAAGUGUGGGGCUUAGAUUUAUUGUUUAACCUAUGACUAUAUUAAAAUAGGCCUAUUCUCCUGGCAGUAGGCCUGAUUUAUGGCACUGCCAUAAAUCAAUUGUGCUGAUUCAGCUGUUUGCAUAGCUAUUGUCUAAACAUAUCUUUGAAGUAAUCCAGUUAAAAACCUCUUAAAUUGAAUCAUAGUUGCACACAACCAUUCCAUCAGCAUUGCUUAACUUCACAGAGGAUUCCAAAAAUACUGCUAACACCUGUUCCGUUUCACUGAGUUGAAAACCAAAGUGAUUUUUUUAUUUGAGGAUUUUUUUUCCUUUGUACCUCUUUGAAAGUGACCCUGUCUAAGUCUGUAUGGAAAUUCCAGUAACUAAAACUCCUGCGUGAAAGAAGUGCCUCUUCAGUGAAAUCAUGGAUGAAUGCCAAUAUACAGUACAGUUCUCAUACAUGGUUGCUAUUUGGGGCCUUUGCUUUGCAGAUAUAAAUAUAUAUGUAUUUAAUUUAACAUAUAUUCCAAUGUCUUUGGAGUCAUUGUGGCCUUUCCUUCUGCCCUGCUGUAAAUUCAUCUCAAAGUCUACUGGAGUUACAAUAGGUCUUUAGUCUUCAUUUUUUUUAAUGCACUCUGUAAAAUGAGCAGACCUAUGUAAAAACAGAACCACAUGACAGUGAAGUUAAACUGUUAAACUCUCAAUGCAAAUAAAUGAAGUACUACUUUUGUUUUGCAUACUCCUUCACUCUGGAGGAGUUAAAUCUCCUUCAGUAUUAAUCUGGGAAUAGUAAGGGAGGGGUGAGUUGUUUACUUGUAAAAAAAAAAAAUUACACAAAAGCAUAUUUAUUCAGAUUUCUAUACAGAUUUUUUUGAGUAAAGUUACUGUACGUUGGAUAUCUCACAAUGCAUCCUUAUUUAUUAAGUAACUUUUCUGAAUUCUGUAAUCAAGUUAUUUAUUUUGUAUCUUUUGAUUUUAAUACUGUAUUUUGGCACGAACCAUUGAAUUUUAGAGAUGAGUCCACUGUACUAAGUGGGUAUUUCCAGGUAUGCACGUGUACUGCUUACCAAAAGUCUCUCUUUAAACAAAUUAGUAUUUGAGGACUGAAAUCUUUCUAAAAACAAGCCUUGAAAUGUGAGUAUGAUUUCCUGUGGUGUUUGGUGUGUAACAAAUUUAUAUAGCUAAAGCUUGUUUUGUGAGUUGAAAUUCUGAAGUACAAGAUGCCUCACCAAUUGUAUCUUCCUGAAUUGUUUCCAAGUGCAGAUGAUGAAAUGCAUUUUAUAAAUAACCUUUUAGAAUGUUUUUAAUAAAAGCAAUUUCUGUCCCUUG
Molecule: messenger RNA, 4243 nt
Organism: Harpia harpyja (harpy eagle)
Lineage: Eukaryota; Metazoa; Chordata; Aves; Accipitriformes; Accipitridae
Gene: HSPA13
Product: heat shock protein family A (Hsp70) member 13
Exons: 5
Coding region: 67-1485 (472 amino acids)
Biological process (GO): cellular response to unfolded protein; protein refolding; vesicle-mediated transport
Cellular component (GO): nucleus; cytosol; plasma membrane
Molecular function (GO): misfolded protein binding; ATP binding; ATP hydrolysis activity
Source: RefSeq, a predicted model, not a curated record